GUACGAUUUCGUCGGCCGCAACGUCACACUCGAGACCAACCGGGACCACAACGAGAGCUACAGCCUGGAGUGUGCGUACAUCAACCCGGUCUUCCGGGGCGACUUCCAGGUGGUGUGCAGGUACGGCAACCUCACUGGCGACUUCUCCGCAUGCAUUGGUGACCCCUGCCCAUACGGCACGAACAUCGAGGUCAUCGUGGGCUGGCAGAGUGCAGUCAAGGAGAACCCCUACGGCCAGGUGGAUCAUGGAACAACUUGGACGGAAGACUGCAGCGGCAUCAACAACGAGUUCACCGGCGACGUCACGAUGACCUGCAUCGGAGGCCAUUUCAGCUACGAUUCCUCCGCCUGCGUUCAGCAAGAAGUCGGCUGCCUUCCGACAGGUGAGGGCCAGCAAAUCGUGGUCGGCAACGAAACCAAGGUCUUGCGGCCCACGUCUGCAGUUGCACUCGGAGUCGAUUUCGCAGUGGACUGCGGCGACUUCCUAGCUAACUACGUGGGAACAGUAUCCGGCACCUGCAGCACCAUGGGCAGCUACGUCG
Symbiodinium sp. CCMP2456 is the source of this 542-nucleotide messenger RNA. The record is from the annotation of a GenBank genome assembly. NCBI's taxonomy places the organism in Eukaryota, Dinophyceae, Suessiales, Symbiodiniaceae.